AUGGACCUGAGGUGUGCCUGGAUGCUCUGCGUGCUCUGCCUCGUCCUCACGGUCCAAGCCAUUACCCAGGAAGGGCUCAAGGAGGUGGUCCUGAAGCAGCUGGGGCUGUCCGAGGUCCCUAAACUUCACAAGAGAGACUUGGAGGAUCUGAUUAUCCCAGACCACGUCAAGAACAAGUACAUGUCCAUGCUGAAGCGCCAGAGGGUGAAGCGCCGGGCUCUGCCGAGCCUGGCUGGCAUCCUCAGGGGGAUCCCGGGACACACAGAAGUCCUCUAUUCUGACACAACCACACGUCAGAAGCUGAUGUUUGACAUGGAGGGCAGAAUACCUAAAAACAGUGAAGUCACAAUGGCUGAACUGAAACUCUUCAAAAAGCCUCUGGACAGAGCAAACCUGCCUGCCAAGCAGCCUCACAGGCCCGUCUCCAACGCCAGAGUCAGCGUGUACUGGGUGCAGCAGCAGCACGAUGGUACCAACAAGACCUCCCUGAUAGAUUCCAGGCUGGUUCCUAUUCGUGAGUCGGGCUGGAAGAGCUUUGAUGUGACCCAGGCCGUGCAUUACUGGCUGCGAAACAAGAGGCAGGAGCCGAUGUUCCUGGAGGUGUGGAUCGAAGGGGAAAGGGUGGGCAGCUAUGCCUCGGAAAUGGCCAAAGCCGUGCGCUUCACCUCGCAGGACCCCAAGGAUAAAGGCCUAGGCAAGCCUGAGCUGGUGCUUUACACCCUCAAUUCGGAUGACUAUGGGAGCCCUGGGGAGUGCAGGGAGGAGGCGGUGACAGGGAAAUCCACCUGCUGCCGGCAGAAACACUACAUCAGCUUCCGCGAUCUGCCGUGGGCGCAGCACUGGAUCCUGGAGCCGGCGGGGUUCCAGGCGUACCGCUGCUCCGGGAGCUGCCUGCAGCCUCCCCGCGCCCACCGCCGCCUGGGAUCCGGGCAGCGCUCCUGCGCCGUGGCAGGGAGCUCCGCGCUGCCCAUCAUCUACCUCGUCAGGAGGGGCAACCACACCAAGAUUGAGGCGGCCGAGUUCCCCAACAUGAUCGUGGAGAGGUGCAGCUGCGUCACGGACGGCGCGGCGCUGGUGUGA
Messenger RNA from Cinclus cinclus, 1080 nucleotides. RefSeq names its product left-right determination factor 1-like. Gene Ontology annotation, molecular function: transforming growth factor beta receptor binding; cytokine activity; growth factor activity. Gene Ontology annotation, biological process: BMP signaling pathway; SMAD protein signal transduction. NCBI's taxonomy places the organism in Eukaryota, Metazoa, Chordata, Aves, Passeriformes, Cinclidae. The transcript has 4 exons. Bases 1 to 1080 code for a protein of 359 amino acids. The record is from RefSeq and is a predicted model, not a curated record. Gene Ontology annotation, cellular component: extracellular region.